AAAUAAGAAUUGCUUCUUUUGUUUGUGGCGUGUUUGCUUGAGAUGACAAGGCUGCACAUCUUCGUAGGGUAGCGGCCAGGACUCGGCAAUUGUGACAAUUUAAUUGUGAUAGAUCUGAUACUCGAGCCAAUAAUCCAUGAACCGAGUCAAAUAUCUCUAGAUUGGGUUCAGCACAAUACUCUUGGCAAUCUUUCUGGUUGCAAGGCUCCAAAAAGGCUAUCAACACCCUUACCUAAUCAAUCUCAGCCUCGCCUUGAACAAUCCAUUCUUCAUCCAAAACCAGAACCACCGUCUCGGAACGAAGCACAGAAAGUAUGUCGGACUCGGAUGACGACUAUAUCGCAGACGCUCCCUCUGACGACGAGAGGCCUCACAAUGUCUCUGCGCACGGCACACGUUCCACCGGCCCUGUGAGAGGAAAUGCAGGAAACAAUCGAGGCGAGACCAACACCAGCAACCGGAGGAGAGCUGCAUGGGAGGAUAUCCAGAGGAGUUGGGAUACUGUUGUUGAGGGCGCGGAUGGGAGUAUCAAUUCUGCAGUGGAAGGGCUGAGAGAUGCUGGGAAGAGGAAAAGGUGAGGUUCUUUGCGCAAGGCAAUGUCUUGAUACUGAUGUAUUAUCCAGGCUGUUGCGAGACACCACGCCUUUACAAAGAGGUAUAAUACGACAUCUGAUACUCAUUCUCGAUUUCUCUUUUGCAAUGGUAGAAAAAGACUUGCGACCUACAAGAUAUCUCCUCACCCUACGUUUCGCAUCCGAGUUCGUCACCGAGUACUUCGAGCAGAACCCCAUAUCUCAACUUGGAAUACUAGGCAUGCGCGAUGGAAUUGCAAUCCGAGUCAGCGACAUGAGCGGAAACCCCGCAGAACAUAUUGAAAAUCUAAAAAGAUUCCGAGAGCAGCAACCACAAGGAAACCCAAGUUUACAAAAUGCCCUCGAAAUGGCGCGCGCAGGGUUAUACCACUCUCCGUCCCACGGAACCCGUGAGGUACUCAUCAUAUACGGCGCGCUGCUGUCUAGUGAUCCGGGUGAUAUCCACGAUACGAUAGCAUCACUCGUUACAGAUCGAAUACGAGUAUCUGUCAUAGGGCUAGCGGCCCAAGUCAAGAUCUGUGCAGAGCUAUGCUCAGUCACUAAUGCAGGCGACCAAGGGAACUAUAACGUCGCGCUCAAUGAGCAGCAUUUCCGGGAACUGGUUAUGGGAUUAACUACACCUCCCGUGACGAGGACAAAGAAGCAGUCACAGUCGAGUCUGCUUAUGAUGGGCUUCCCAUCGCGGACAUCUGGGGCGGGGAAAACGAUGAGUUUUUGCGCCUGUCAUAGCAAGCUAGUUCGAGGUGGAUAUCUCUGCUCGAGGUGUGACAGUAAAGUUUGUGCCUUGCCGGCAGAAUGUCCAGCUUGUGGUUUGACGCUCAUUCUUUCCACGCAUCUGGCGCGGUCGUAUCAUCAUCUUUUCCCAUUGAGAAACUGGGUGGAGGUUCCUUGGUCGCAGGCGGGGAAGUCGAAAGCGUGCUUUUCUUGCUUGACGCCUUUCCCGGCUGUUCCUAAGGGGAAGGCGAAUGGUGAGGAGGGGGUUGUUGACGGGGAGGUUUUGGGGAAUAGUGAGAGUGGGAGGUAUGCGUGUGAGGUGUGCAAGAAUCACUUUUGUGUUGAUUGUGAUGUUCAUGCUCAUGAAGUUGUCCACAAUUGUCCUGGAUGUCAAAGCGAUACUCGUGAUCACAACAUAGGCGUGGCACAUGAGAUCGAGAACGGCGGCGAUCCAAUGGUGGAAUGAAAGAGCCACAGAAGUGCAAAUAUAGAGGAAUGGCCAUCGCAGAAAUGAUAAGCUGUUUUAACAGAGAACAUUACAGGCAUUGGGAUAUCGGAGCGGGGUGGUGCGCGUGGUGAUAAAAUCCCGAUUUAACUUCCUGAGUAUUGGAGUUCGGUCCCUCACCAGCUCGACUUCGCUGAAUAGUUGGGAUGAGGAUCCGGAAGGAGUACCAAAUAAAAUGGUAUGGAAUUUAGCUCGUCGUCUGGGCUAUUGUCCCAUGAGACUAGCUCAUUAAAGACAAGCCUCUUCGAUGCCGGGGAUGGUAGUUUUGAUCCAGAGAUGAGAAAGAGGGGAAAUUCAGACAUAGAACUUGAAAUAAGGCAGCUAGUGCAGACUAUAUAGAAUCAGUGGCCACUUGUUUCUAAUACCUCAACUUUUCUGGAAUAUUAUUUUAAAU
This is a messenger RNA of Cadophora gregata, 2206 nucleotides long. RefSeq lists its product as uncharacterized. Gene Ontology annotation, cellular component: transcription factor TFIIH holo complex; transcription factor TFIIH core complex. Bases 556 to 1773 code for a protein of 405 amino acids. NCBI's taxonomy places the organism in Eukaryota, Fungi, Ascomycota, Leotiomycetes, Helotiales, Ploettnerulaceae. Gene Ontology annotation, molecular function: zinc ion binding. The transcript has 3 exons. Gene Ontology annotation, biological process: DNA-templated transcription; nucleotide-excision repair; regulation of transcription by RNA polymerase II. The record is from RefSeq and is a predicted model, not a curated record.